Messenger RNA from Lactuca saligna, 1375 nucleotides. The record is from the annotation of a GenBank genome assembly. NCBI's taxonomy places the organism in Eukaryota, Viridiplantae, Streptophyta, Magnoliopsida, Asterales, Asteraceae.
AAAAAAUAUAAUAUUGAUUUUUUUUGUACUUCGAAAGAAGAACAAUGGAAAAUAAAAUAUCAUAUAUACAGAUACAUUUUUUUCAUGAUAAUUGAUAAAGUGCCAAAUAAUAUUUUUGGAGUAUUUAUCAAAUACUUAAAAACGAUCCAAUUACAGAGCACUGCCAUCUCCAUCUCCAUUCGUCUGACUUGGGGUAUUCAGAAUCUCAUAACUUCUUUCCAAAUUCAGAAUACCUAACAUAACGAAUCCCAGAUUCUCCAGAGCGUAGUUUAUUGAAGUGGAAUCAAGCCAUGGGUGAUGGUCCUAAAGGGAUAGAAUUUUUCCCAGAUCAUUUUAAGGCUUCAACUUCUGAUGUUGAUACCCCUCAAUCAAGAAGUUCAUCACUCUCUCAUACCAAAACUGAAUUUGAGUUCAAGCAGCCGAUUGUGGGCUAGCAGAAGAUUAAUGAGUGCUGCAUCUAUCUUGAACUUGUGUAGCCUAAGGAGACUAUCUUGGGGAAAUGAUAAAGAUGAGCAAGAUAAGGUUGUGUUAUCUGUUAAAGAAGUAAAAAGCCUUCAAUCAGAACUUGCUGAAUUGGAGGAAAGAGAAGCUCUUCUGAGAGCUAAACUGGAACAUAUUGAUGAGAUUCUGCGUUCUGCUCAUCUUUCUGGCUACUUACACAUGCGAAAUAGAUGGGCAGCAUUACCUGGCGAACCUCUCCCUCUUGAUGACAUGGAAAUUGAUGAUUGGCUUCCACGUUUUGUUGUUCUUCUAGGACCCUGCAUCUUCUUCUAUUUCCUGUCCAUGGAUUUAAGUCCUCAGGACUCGUGUCUGUUAUCUGAUGUUGUUGAAGUAGGGCCAAUGCCACAUAUUACUCAAGAAGAAGGGGAAACUCGAUAUUAUUUUUAUAUAAUAACUCGGUAUGGAUUGAGAUACGAGUGUUCAAGCACUUCUAAAAUCCAGGUGGAUAAUUGGGUGACGGCAUUGCAAGACAAAUGCAAAUUGGGAUCACAAUCGAGCACCACCAUGUGAUUUUAAGUUGUUAAAUAACUUGAUAAGAUUAGAGUGUUGCACAGGUAGUCGCAUUCAUGGUGGGUUAGGAAAGCUUUUGUACAAAUUAAUAGUGUAAAAUGUGAGACUAAUGGAUUUUGCAAAAAGUGUGCCAAAAAUUCGGUAAUUUUGUGACAUUUUCUGGUGCUGGUAUGCUGUUUUUGAUCAACGUGUUAUGGGCAGUGGAGCGGAGAUCUUUUUGAAGGAAUAACAUUUAUAACGUUCUUACUUGAUUUGGUGUGUUAAGUGAUUAUUACAUUUUUAAUAAUCUACAAAAUUUAUUAUAAUCAACAAAAAUAUGUAAAAAAAGGCAUAGUGCUUGAUCAUUAUGCCACUUGCAAUGUUC